UUCAAAAUGGCGGGAGAAACGAAUUUACGUGCUCAACAUUUUCCUUAAGAAAACAAAGACGUCAUGCAAACUUUGGACGUUUACAAGAAAGAGGAAGGAAAGAUAUGGCAGCGAAAACCAUCUCCUUCUCCAGAAGAGGGUUUGGUAGUCUGCAUCAGUCAUUCCACAUCAAGUGCUUUCUCGUUACAAGGAAGAAAUAUCAGAUUCCUUCGAACGGCGUUCAGUUCAACAGGUGAAGCCUUUGCAGCCGGCGACCACCAAGGAAAUAUUUUUGUCUUCGAUUUAAUCAAAAAUAGGUUUUCCUUAAUCCACAAAACAGGAACUCCUUGUACAGCCCUUUCCUUCUGUUUGAGGAGAAAAAAUGAAGUGUUGGUGGCUCUUGCAGACAAUUCGCUGAGAUGUUAUGAUACAGAAACCCAUGAGUUAGUUAGCUGGAUGAAAGGCCAGGACUCGGCAAUCCAAAAUAUAUCAGUUCAUGCAUCAGGCCGCUAUGCAGUCACUUCAUCCAACUCUGUUGCUCAGUUGUGGGACUUGGAUACAUUUUCCCGUAAGAGGACUUUAAAUGGAGCUCAAACUGUUGGAAUUCAGCAGGUUUUGUUCCUGCCUCUGAGCAAUACCAUGAUAACUUGUUUCAAAGAUGACAGUUUAUUUGUAUGGGAUUCAGAAACACUCAAGUGUAAAUUCCAGCUUCCUGUUCCUCCUGAAGACACUAAACAGCCCCAUUACAAAGCAUUAGCCACACCCAGGGAUGGCAGGUUACUUGUUGCAGGGGGAAGGUCUCGAUUCCUUCACGUGUGGAGUCUGGAGAACAAACGUCUGCUCCAUGUCAUUCAGCUUCCAGCAAAAGUACGUCUUGUCAGACAACUGGAAUUCAUUAGUAACAGCUUUGAUGGAGGUAGCAGUCAGACACUUGGUGUGCUUUCCCAAGAUGGUGUUCUUCGCUUCAUUGAUAUUCAUGCCUGUAAACAGCUUUUUGAGAUUGGAGGUGCAGAUGAGAUUAUUAACAACUUUAGUAUCAGUUCAAAUGGCCGAUACAUUGCAGCUGUAAUGGACAAUGGUAACAUCAAUGUUUAUAGUGUUCCAGCACUGUCACAGCAGUUUUCCAAGCCACCCCCACCAUUGGUUAAAACUGUGUGGGAAGAGAGAUCACAUUCACGUCAAAGUGGCAAAUCCAAUCAGUCACUAGGCAGUGCCAUGACUAAAGUUGGUGGAACACCAAAAAGGAGUAAGACUAGAUCACCAGUAAAAUCACAGCGUCAAAAAACCGAGGUGUCUGCAACUUGGACCAGUAUAGACACGGAACUUGAGACGGAACUUCCAGAAGGUCUCAAUCAAGCAAGGCUCAAGUCGAUUCUUCGAGGCUAUGGCGAAUAUCCUGCUAAAUACAGAAUGUUCAUUUGGCGGUCACUUCUCAACCUCCCUGAGAACCAUGCGGCUUACAGCAGCUUGGUAGACAAAGGAACUCAUAAUGCUUUCGUGAGAAUCCAUGAAGAGUAUCCCAUCAAGAGUAGAAAGCUAUUGAGAGUCCUUCAGAGGACGCUGUCGGCCCUAGCUCAUUGGUCAGCCAUAUUUGGAGAAGUAGACUACCUGUCUCUGCUUUCCUUUCCUUUCGUUAAACUCUUUCAAAACAACCAGCUGAUCUGUUUUGAGAUGAUAGCAACCAUCCUGACAAACUGGUGCCAACAUUGGUUCGAAUUUUUUCCAAACCCUCCUGUGAAUAUUCUUGGGAUGGUGGAAAAUAUACUGGUUCAUCACGAUAAAAGAUUGAUGCAACAUUUUGUCAGCUGUAAUGUCACAUCACAGAUGUAUGCCUGGCCAUUGUUACAGACGCUCUUAUCUGAAGUUCUAACCAAGGACGAGUGGUUGAGAGCUUGGGAUAACAUUUUUUCCAAUCAUCCGUCAUUCCUUCUCUUUGUUGUGGUAGCUUAUGUCAUCGUGUCACGCAAAGCUCUUUUGCAAUGCACGAGGAAAGAGGAUUUUGAGUACUUCUUUCAUAACCGGAAUGCAGUCGACAUUAGUGCAGUUGUACGUGAAGCUUACCGACUGCAGGACGGCACUCCAGCAGAAGCAAACCCCCAGAGGAUGCUGGAGCCAUUCAUGCCACUGACCAAAGGACAAUAUCCGAUCUUCAACAAAUAUCCAAAGUUUAUUGUGGAUUAUCAGGUAAAUACUGGUAUCAACCAACCCUACCAGUGGCAGAGGCAACUGGCCCAGGAGAUGAAAGAGGUAGCAGAUCAGCGCAAACAAGAAGAGGAGGCGUUUUAUCGACAACAAGAGCUCAUGAUUGACGCCGAGAAUCAACGAAGAAGAGUGAUCGGUCAGGAAGAACAGAAACUGAGCGAUCAGAGAAGCAGAUUGCAGGCAAUGAAACGAGAGAUUCACCUACGAGAGCUGCAACUGUUGGACGCUGUUCGCAGACGUUUUAUGCAUCAUCAGCAAACACUUAAAGAAGCGGAGUUGCAAAGACUUGAUGACGAGAUAGAACGCAAGGCAUUACUCAGAGAACAAGAAACCAGGCACGCUGUAGAAGAUGCUGAGAUAAAGGGACUGGAGCUUCAAGCGCAAAAAGAAAUGCUUCAACAGGAUUUGAUCCGAGAUGAGCUGCAGCAUUCCUUUAAGCAGCGAUCGGAGCAAGCAAUCCAAAGAAAACAGCAGGAAUUGGAAGAGCAACUGUUUAGGAGGACAAUGGAUGCCGUUCAGGAUGUCGACAUUGAUUCACAAAGGAUUACCCAAGAAGAAUUGGCUAAUGCCCAACAGAAACACACAUCCGUCAAUAUGGAAGAAGAAGUAGAUAUGAGAACUAGAAUGGACGAUCUUCACCGCGAGCUGAGUGAAGUCAAGGUUGCCCAGCAUAUUUUGGAGAAUAAGGAAAGGGAGACUGAAGUUCAGUCGCUUGUGCAUGAGUUGAGGAAUAAAGAGAAUGACGCAGUGGCUAUGAAGCAGUCGGAAGUGAGACAACGAAAGGCUCUGGCAGCCGAGGAGGACAGAAGACGUUUGAAUCUUCUGAGUGCUCUGUCACGAGAUCAAACCACGACUACCGACGACUCGGAGUCAUUUUCUCGGCUUAGGGAGAUUCGUCAAAUCCCGGAUCACCUUAGAAAACCGUUAAGCACCAUGCUUCCCAAUAACACAGAGAGCAGCACCACGACGGAGUCCGAAUCCAGCGGGACACCUAUCACUUCUCGAGAACCUUCCCUCGAGCGCCAGCGAGCAACGUUUGAGAAACGUGAACUGGUACUCAUGGCUGAGGUGAGAGAUUUGAGAAAAAGACUUGCUGCCCGACGGCAACAGCGCCCACCUCCUUUUCAUGGAAAUACCCAGCAAUAACUAUAAGAUAGAAGCACAACUUAUUUUAUUCACAAUUAUCUGGCAUUUUUCGGAAAGCUAUUUUGUAAAUACUUUUCAAGGACCCGAGUUUUGUACAUUCCCUUUAUAAUGUUACUUCCAGAACAGCAUCGCGUUCUCUUACUACUCCAAAUGAGCGAUGAAUGUCUUAUUUCGAAGUAGAAGGCGUGAGGAAACAACAAGAGCCCGCGUUUGUUUUUGAAAAUCUCUGGCAUCCCGGAGACCAACAGCCUUCCUGUAUAAUUACAUCAGAAAAGCCAAUUCACCUCCAAGCCUCGUUUUCAAAGUAGGGAGUAAUGAAUUUGAAUAAGUUGGACUCGUUUUCGUCUGGAAAUUGAAACGAGAGUACUCCGAAAACCCUUAUGUUAACAGGAUUCCAUCGUAAAAAAUAAAGAAAACAAAGAAGUUUCAAAUGCUCAAAUAUGUUUUGUAAACGAAACUUGGGGAAGAAAUUUCAGUUGAUAAUGUCAUCAUGCGCAAGGGCUUUUGACUGUUACACAAGCAAUGAGGUAGAUACGUUCACGUUAAGUUGCCUGGCAAUACGGCUCCUAUUAUUCGCAGGCGCAUGGCGAACUGGCUAUUCUGAAUCUCUAGUGACUGGUUAGAAGGUGCUGUACAACAGUAAGGGAUCAACGUUACAAUCCAAGAAGUUAACUAAAUAAACUUUAAUAAAAUAUGGACUUUGCUGAAUGACCUUUUGCAAUUUUCUACAGAGUUGAGAUUGUCUUUUUGCGGGCUCGUUUUGAGUUUUUUACAUGCACGAAGAGCGGUUUUCAAAAUGUUUCGCUCAAAUUCGACGUCGAUCUUGUUGUUAAACAAUGAUUGGGUUUCUCUGGUAUCUAUAGAUCGUAUUAGGGAAUCUAUACACUGAAAAGUUAGAGGAACUUUAGGAGCUUUAGCAAUGUUUUUACGCUCAACUAAACACAGGUUGUUUAUAUACAGUAUUGAUGAAAUAA
This is a messenger RNA of Stylophora pistillata, 4301 nucleotides long. Its product is annotated as TBC1 domain family member 31. Gene Ontology annotation, molecular function: protein binding. Gene Ontology annotation, biological process: cilium assembly. Gene Ontology annotation, cellular component: ciliary basal body. Lineage: Eukaryota; Metazoa; Cnidaria; Anthozoa; Scleractinia; Pocilloporidae. The record is from RefSeq and is a predicted model, not a curated record.